Messenger RNA from Elaeis guineensis (African oil palm), 2790 nucleotides. RefSeq names its product protein kinase STUNTED. Gene Ontology annotation, biological process: protein phosphorylation. Gene Ontology annotation, molecular function: ATP binding; protein kinase activity. Lineage: Eukaryota; Viridiplantae; Streptophyta; Magnoliopsida; Arecales; Arecaceae. The record is from RefSeq and is a predicted model, not a curated record.
GGAGGAGGAGGAGGGAGUGGGGGAGGGGAAGACGGUCUUGGUCGGCGUCAAGAUGGACGCCCAGAGCCGGGAACUCCUCACCUGGGCCCUUGUGAAGGUGGCCGCACCCGGCGACCGCGUCGUCGCGCUCCACGUCCUCACCUCGCGCUCCUCCUCUACGUCCAAUCCCGAGGGCGAGGGCGAGCCCACCGCCGUCGUCUCCCUGGCAAAAGAUUUCGACGACAUGGUCGCCGUCUACGAGGGCUUCUGCAAUCUCAAGCAGAUCGAUCUAAAGCUGAAGAUUUGCAAGGGUUCUUCGGUCCGGAAAGUUUUAGCCCGGGAGGUGAACGAAUUCGCUGCGUCAAAACUCAUUCUUGGGGUCGCCAAACGAUCGCGUACCAUUGGGUUGUCGUCCUUUUCAAUUGCUAAAUAUUGUGCAAAGAAGCUGCAUUUUAAUUGUUUAGUGUUAGCCGUUAACAAUGGCAAGAUUGUUUUCCAGAAGCAAGCAGCAGACAAGAACAAAGCCCACCGGAGGAAUUCGAGCAAGGGUUCCACCGGUAGCUCCGGCGGCAAUGGCGAUUUGUAUUGUUUGUUGCCAAGUAUAGGUGAGGCAGGGAAGGAUGCUGAUGAUUCCAAGUCCUCACUUUUAUUGGAAGAUGGGUCUAAUCGUGGUGAUAUUGCUACUGACGAGAAUGCAACAAUGGUGAAUGCCUCUCCAAAACAGAGUUGUUCAAUUUGUGACUCUGUUUCUGAUCCUCCAAGCUUGAAUGAAUUGAAGGAGGAUGAGUCUCCAGUGCUGGUUCUAGUGGAGAAUUCUGAUGCUCCUGCAAGUUGCUCCGUAGCUCCCGUGGUCAAGGAGACGCCAGGGGCAAGAUCAGCUUGGCCGCUCCUCAGAAGGCCGGUUUUUUCAAGCACAAGGAGUUCUUCUUCCCAUGAGUGGCCUAAGAUCUCUGUAGUUCAAUGGGCAUUGCGGCUUCCGAGCCGGUAUUCAGCAGUCCAUCCCUAUCGCAAGUCCAUAAAGUCGAAUGCAAAUGUCACCCCUAAUAGUGAUAAAGAGAGCAGUCCCAUUGUUCCGGUUGGAACUGAUUCAACUCCUUCCAUUUCUGCCCUUGAUGAAGAAGGGUCCCUUCCAAAGGAGUUGGAGUCUCUUCAAGAGAAGUAUUCAUCAGUUUGUAGAUUGUUCAGCCAUGAGGAACUCGUAAACAUUACCUCCAACUUCUCGCCUGAGAAAUUAAUUGGGAAGGGAGGCUGCAGCCGAGUGUAUAAAGGCUGUCUUUCAGAUGGCAAGGAAGUGGCAGUGAAAAUUUUGAAGCCCUCUGAAGAUGCACUGAGAGAUUUUGUUUCGGAGAUUGAGAUUGUUGCGGCUUUGCAUCAUAAGAACAUUAUUUCUCUGAUUGGUUUUUGCUUUGAGAACAACUGUCUCAUAUUGGUCUCUGACUACUUGUCAAGGGGCAGCUUAGAAGAAGUUCUUCAUGGUGAGAAGGAGAACAAGAAUAUUCUUUGUUGGGCCACUAGAUAUAAGGUCGCUUUGGGUGUAGCCGAGGCACUUGAUUACUUACAUGGUGGUAGCGGCACAGAACCUGUGAUUCAUAGGGAUGUAAAGUCUUCAAAUAUCCUUCUUUCUGAGGAUUUCGAGCCACAGUUGUCUGAUUUUGGACUUGCAAAUUGGGCAUCGGCAUCAGCAUCAAAUCUAACUUCCAAUGAUGUUGCAGGAACGUUCGGGUAUUUGGCUCCUGAGUACUUCAUGUAUGGGAAAGUAAAUGAAAAGAUUGAUGUCUAUGCUUUUGGUGUCGUGCUUCUCGAGCUUCUUUCAGGAAGGAAGCCCAUCAGCAUGGGGUGCCCCAAGGGUGCAGAGAGCCUGGUCAUGUGGGCAAAGCCAAUCCUACAAGGUGGUGACAUUAAACAGCUGGUGGAUCCAUGUUUGGGAAAUGAAUACGAUAGCGAUCAAAUGGAAAGGAUGACUCUAGGCGCUUCCCUUUGCAUCAGGAGGGCUCACCAAUCCCGGCCCCAAAUAGCCUCUGUUCUGAAGCUACUCCAAGGGGAUGAUGAUGUUGUCAAAUGGGCGAGGUCCCAAAUCAGCACUUCAGAAGGACCUGAUGAGUUGGAUGAAGAAUUAGACAUGAAAUCUAUUAUCCAGUCCCAUCUUAACCUCGCACUUCUUGAUGUGGAUGAUGACUCCCUCUCGAUCAGCAGCACGGAGCAAACUGUUGAUUUUAUAACCACAAACACUUCCACGGAGGAUUACUUGAAAGGGAGAUGGAGCCGUUCCUCAAGCUUCAACUAACUGAUUUCUUGUAGUCGCGGUCUACGGUUUUCCUUUUUUUCUUUUUCCUUCUUAAUGUAUAGUGUUUAUAUUUUCUGAUUCUCUUUAAUUUGAUCUAUUUGUUUUAAGGUGAUGUGGGAAGAGAGGUGGUCUGUAGUGCCCACCUCCCUGCCUCUUCGCAUGCCAGUCCUUUGUGAGGUUGUUUUUGAAGAACAAUUUGACUGUUUCGCAAGGGAGUUGAUGGCUUUUUGUGUAGUUGGAGAGAGAUCAUCAGAGUUGUCAUCUACUUGGGUCAGCCUUCGUUUAUUUGAAGCUGUAGCAUUGCCUCUAAUGAAUAAUAAAAGUUCAGCAACAUGUCUCUUCUGAUUGUUCGAACUUGAAUUUGAUAGGCAUUUACAGAUCAACUACCACACUUGGGUUGUACUGGGUAAUCUUAUGUUUAGCUGUUUAGGCGAGGUAGAAGUUAAUGCUGAAAGGUACCUGAAGCUUGUUCUUUGUUACUGUUGAACUGGCUUGUUUGUUUAGAUGCAGGACAUUCAUUAAAGCUA